CAUUGGAUUCAACCCGAUCAGUUCCGAAAAGUGCUAAUUACAGAUGCCAUGGAUUCGCUCUCCGUGGGGCCAGUUCAGUAUUCGUCUUUAGAAGCAGACGAGUUCGAUGACGGGAACAGCGCGGAUGACAUCGACGAGGUCGAGGAGGCGCCUGAGACGAGCCGCACCACGGGGGUGCCUCCCGAGGGCAGCCUGAAGCAACAGAUCUGCCAGGGACGCUUUGAGGCUUGGGUGUCGCAGAUGAAGUUAGGGCAUAACCCCUUGGUCUACGAGCUUUACAAGCGAUUGGAACUUCUAUCGCAUUCGGUGACCAAUUCCUCGGUACGCUGUCUCUUAGUGGAAUUCUCCAUCGCUGGAAUGCAUGGUGUCUACAAGCAGAGUUCUUGCUUCGAUCCCACGUCACCCACAUGGCUCCUGAACUCAGAGUCCAACAAAAUGGAGCAGAUCCCAAACCUGGUGGUAGACUGGACCUUGGAUGACGAGCUCCUCAUCUCUUCCCGGUACUACACCGGCGCCGAGCGCCGUGGACCCUAUGUGGACGAGAGCCGGCUCAGUGAGCGAUUCGGGUCCGACACCAUCCGAGCACUGGGAGGCUUGAACCGCUUGUUGCAAUUCCUCGGGCUGAUUUGUGCAGACGCUGGGGCGCCAGAGGCCUACACAAGGCAUUUGCCCUUCGGAGGCAUCCCACAUCGCAUUCUGGCGGCGUGAGAGGCCUCUUUUGUGAGUCCGUAGUGCUCAACGGGGAGCGGAGCUGCGGAGCUGCGCGGGGGCGGCUGGAGGCCAAGGGUGGAGAGUUCAGCGGACGGCUGGUGUUGAUUUCUCAUGCUGAGUGCCAGAAUGAUGGAUGGAUGACAAUGUAGAUUCUGUGGGCCCUCGCUUGUGCAGCGAUUCAAGUAGGCUGUAGACACAGCUGCACCUGUAAGAUAGUUGCAUCUUUUGCAGAGCCAGGAUCUCACAGGUACCGUCCACGAUGUGUUCCAGGCAUCUGUGCCGUG
Durusdinium trenchii is the source of this 995-nucleotide messenger RNA. NCBI's taxonomy places the organism in Eukaryota, Dinophyceae, Suessiales, Symbiodiniaceae. The record is from the annotation of a GenBank genome assembly.